Molecule: messenger RNA, 3345 nt
Organism: Nothobranchius furzeri (turquoise killifish)
Lineage: Eukaryota; Metazoa; Chordata; Actinopteri; Cyprinodontiformes; Nothobranchiidae
Gene: brms1
Product: BRMS1 transcriptional repressor and anoikis regulator
Biological process (GO): negative regulation of transcription by RNA polymerase II
Cellular component (GO): Sin3-type complex
Molecular function (GO): histone deacetylase binding
Source: RefSeq, a predicted model, not a curated record
AAAUGAAAACAAUGCAUUAGUUUAAUCAAAUUAUUGUAAUGCCAACUAUUCAUCAGAGCUGAAGGAAAAUAACCUAGAUUCCCUCCACACACACACACACACAUUAGGCCUUUUAGAGCAAGUCACCCUCAAAUCAACUUUUUUUGUUGAUAAACUAUAUAAAUGAGUGUCUAAUUGCUCUGUAGACACGUUCAGCCAAUAAUUUGGCACUUUAGUUAAUCUUAGUUAAAAUUUAAAUAAUCUGCCUAAAACUGUCAGCGAUGCACCAUCGUCCAGCAAAAACUCAGCACUGCAUUUGAAUUUAAAUCUGCCAUCGCUAUUGGCUAAGAGGUACACUAUGAUGUUAGAUGGUACAUUAUGAUGUCACAAUGUCGUGAGUGUGUGUAUUUGUUAGUGGCUCCGCCCUCUCGGUCUGCUAUAGGCAACAGCAUUUGUUGCAUUUUUCAAACAGGAAGUGGGAGUUGAGUAGGAAUCUGGCAGGGGGUGACUUGCUCUUUAACAAUCUUACAACAUGGUGGGUAAUUAUUUCACUGACACCAUCAUCAUUAAGGUAAAAUAUGGUUUAUAAACAUUUUAAUUUCAUGCAUCACAUCACAGAUCAACAUUGAAUUUUUAUCAUUGUGCAAAAAUGUUUUAAAGAAAAUCAUCAUUUUUUGCCAUUUAGUGUUCAAACCCUAGCAGAAUGUAAUGUGUUACUCAAGCAAGCAAUUGUAUGUAACACUAAUCAAUAAUAUUGUUGUAAAAAAGUUUAAUUUAGUAAAUAAACUGCUGAGGACCACUCAGGGGUCAGAGUUCACGAGCCUCACAGCCACAGAGCCUAGUAAUACAAAUCUGGAAAGUGUCUACUUGAGAGACAUAUUCCAUUAUUUUUAAUCCUGGUGGCUCUUCGAAUGGAUGGAUGGAUGUUUUUAUAAUUGGCGAAAUAUGGAAGAGUUUAUGUUUAUGUAUUUAGCGGACGCUUUUGUCCAAAGUGACUUAGAGGUGAUCCGAAGUGAUCCAAAAUAGUAUUUACUACAUAAGAAUGGUGCUUCAACGGUAAAGCUUGGUUUAUGCUUGACGCAUUCACUUUCCGCGCAGUGAUGCGGCUCGCGGAUGGAACGCGCUUCACAACUCGCAGCUUUUAUGGUUUGUGCGGCUCGUCUCUGCGGUGAGCCAAUAUUCUCCCAAACUGUAGGGGGCAGCAUGGAGCACUAGGCAUGCACCCAACACUACACCAUAGUAGAAGUAGAAAUUACUGUUUACAGCAUGGCAUUUCAGCAUUUUUAACAGCGUUCUCAUCUUUUCCGACAGUGCGAGCUAUUUCUCUCCAAGAAUUAUUAACUACAUGUUGAUCACGGUGAUCUCUGAGAGCUGAAUCAUACAAAUGUCUGUAUUUACGAACCUCUGCCAUACUAAUUCUUGCCGGUCCACCAAGUUUUUCCGCGUCCGUCCGUCCGCGUGGUUAGAAAUUUUCCGAGGUGCGCGUUGCGGAAAUUCUGGGCCGUGCGGAGGCGCGUGGUUGUUAAAAUGACGCAACUUUUCCGCGAGGAGCUGUGCGGACCUCGCGGACGCGUCAAGCAUAAACCAACCUUAAGGAAGCGAGUGCAAAAAUUAUCCUCAGACAGCAAACUUCAAGAGCAACUCCCCCCCCAAAUAAACUUUUUUUUUGCUGAUAAACUAAAUAAACGAGUGUCUACUCAUGCUGCAGACACGUGUAGUCAAUAGUUUUGCACUUCAGUGCAUCUUAGUUCAAAUUGAAAUAUUCUGACUAAAACUCAGUGUUGCGCUGUGGUUGGGUAAAAACUGCACUGUAUUUGAAUUUAAAUCUGCCACCGCUAUUGGCUAUGAGGUAUGCUAUGAUGUAAGCUGGUACAUUAUGAUGUCACAAUGUUGUGAGCCUGUGUGUGUGUGUAUUUGUUAGUGGCUCCGUCCUCUCGGUCUGCUAGGACACAGCAUUUGUUGAAUUUUUCAAUCAGGAAGUGGGAGUUGAGGAAGAAUCUGGUAGGGGGUGACUUGCUCUUUAAACAGUAUGUUACCACGUAACAAUUGUUCUAUUUUCUAGAUUUUGAUUGGUCCGCCUAACGUGGUUCUGCAUUUUGACUGGACAAGUGAAUUACGGGAUGCGGUCUCCUAUUGGAUACUGUAAAUGUAGUUCUUGGCGCUGAUUGGCUGAACUGACGAGCUCGUUGAGUCCGGCAAAGUGUCGAACUGCGAACAGGAGAGGAGCUGGGCGAGAAGGAAGUGCUUUUUAAAAUGGAAACGUAUAAGUAAAACUUCUACUUUCUACAGCUCGACGAGUUAAGGAGCCCGUCAUGCCCGCCCAGCCCCCUGAGAGAGAACCAGAGGAGGAGAUGGAGGCAGACGGAGAGUCACAACUCCCCGAGACCAACGGAGAGGUGGAGGAACCAAAGAGGGGUGGAGGAGGAGAGGAAACCAUGGAGGAAAGCACAGAGGAGCGGGAGAGUGAUAUGGAAGAGAGUGAAGAGGAGGAAGAGGAAGAGGAAGAGGAGAGUUCAGAGAUGGAUGAUGAAGACUGUGAACGGAGGAGAGGAGAGUGUCUGGAUGAGAUGAUGGAUCUGGAGAAACAGUUUCAGGAGCUCAAAGAGAACAGAAGAACUGAACGGCGGUGCGAUUGCAGGCUGUUUCGGGAGCGGCUGAACCAGGCGAAGGUGAAACUAGACGAGGUGCUGACAGGAAGAGCUGGAGAGUACCGAGAACCACUGGCUGCACUACAGACCAGCAUGCAGAUCCAAACACGGGUGGCAGGAGUCUACAGAGAGCUGUGUCUGCAGGUCAUCAAGCACAAGCAUGAAUGUGAAGUACAAGGAGCAAGGCAACACCUGGAGAGCGAGAGGUCUCUGCUGUUUGAUGCCAUGAAGGCAGAACUUCUGGAGAAGAUCAGGAGACUGGAGGAGGACAGACAGAACAUCGACCUGAGCUCAGAGUGGAGUGAUGAGAUGAGAGGCAAGAAGUGUAAUAAGAGAAGGAACCUGCUGGGUCGCUCAGACAGGAAGAAGAAAGUGGCUCUUGUUUCAGGGCCUUUUAUUGUCUACAUGCUGAGAGACAUGGACAUCCUCGAAGACUGGACCACCAUUAAAAAGGCAAAAGCAGCUCCGUCCCCGCUCAAAAAGAAAGUGGAGAAGCAGUGAUGAUGAUGAUGAUGAUGACGAUGAGAGGGUUUCCUGUCUCUGACUGAAAGAGCAGCUCAGACUGGUUUUAUUUCAGCGCCUUCGGCCUCAGCCGCCAGCCUCACUCCUGUUUGUUUUUUACGUGUUGCUAUUUAAAAUGCAUCCUUAAUUAUGUGACAACCAUGUAUUUAUAGAAUGAUUUAUAAUGCUGAUUAAAUUUUAAUCUUUUAUGACACAA